UCGUUGAUCCGAGAGAAUCUACUACAUACAUUGGUCGAAGAAAAUCCUGUUACACAAAGCAAAACACACGAGGAGGGAAAUGUUGAUAGCCUUGAUGACGAGUCAGAGGAAGAUGAAGAGAACGCAUCGCAAACACAUUCUUCAGUUGUAGAAACUGAUUUCAAAUUUUCUGACUUCAUCCACAGAUUUGCCAAUGUAAAAAUCGUGAGAGCAAUGUUGGUUCUGCUGCAGCAAUUUGACAAAAAUACAAACGAAGUGAAUCAUUACAUUACCAAGAUGCUUCAUCGAAUAGCCUGGGAUUGCAAAAUGCCAGGGCUCAUAUUCCAAGCGUCAAUUUUCCGUGUUUUCCAGAGAAUUCUUGAGUCUAAGUAUGGCGGCCACAAGGAACUCCAAAAGUUCGCAGUCUUCAUAAUCCGACGUUUCAUCGAAGUCGCGCAAAAGAACCGGAAAGCGUAUAUGGAACUGCUCUUCUGGAAGACCACUCGUGACGCGACCGAGGUCGUCGAGGGUUACAACGCGGAAACGGAUAACAAGAAAGUUCCGCGCAGCCUCUGGACCGAAACCCAGGAGGACGAGUUACGCACUCUCUUUAUGGAACAUCAGACUAACAAGUAUCCCCAAGAUGUCGUCGAUUGGAUCUUAGAGCACAUUAAUCAAGAGCGAACUCGUCGUGGUAUCAUGAAGAAGCUGAAAGAAAUGUGCCUGAUUGUUAAUUCUAAGACUAUACGAAACGAGGUACAGAAGAGACUUCCAAAGGUAUGGUCCGAGGACGAGAUCAGUCAGCUUACGGAACUUUGGGAACAACUGAAGCAGGACGAUGAUCCCGUGGAUUUGAUCUUCAAUGGGCUCACAAUAAAGCGGCCGAAGCCAAAGAUCAAGGAGAAGCUUUUGGAAUUAGGAUUGGCCACGGAUCGCAAGGAGUUGCGCAAAAAGCGAUCCAGAAAAAGCAACCACGGUAAAUCGUCGUGGGAAACGCAGUCUGCCAGUAAUUCCGACGAGGAUGAAAGUAGCGACGAAGAAGCUGGGAAAUCCUCGAGCAAUAGGAACGUGGCUCCCAAUACACCAACGAACAAGGGAAAGAAGAAAAAUGCGAAAAAACAGCCAACGAUGGUUUACACGGAUGCACAAUUAUCCGGACUCUUGAAGGAUGUCAUCGAAAAAAAUAUGAGCGACGCUCUAGAAUGGAUCAAGGAAUCCCUACUAGAUGUCCUGGACGAUCGAGACGAGGAAAGCUGCGAAGGUAUCCCCUUAGUUCCGCUGACAGAUUAUUCGUCUGCUGCGAUGGAUUCACCGAGCUUCCAGAAGCUUAUUCGAGCUAUGGGAUUCGCACCUCCUGCUGAUGAACAAGAAUCUUAUUGGCGCAUACCAUCUAAUAUGCCUAGAUCGAUGAUUCAGAAGCGCUGUAAUCUUAUCGAGUCUUCGUUGGCAGGAAACUUCAUUGCCGAAGAAGCAACAUCGGCGAAGGUGGAAUCUGAUAACGAUAGAAACAGUGAAAGCGAUGAUGAAGACGUUUUAGAAAAUAUUAAAAAAUAUUUCACCUCUAAAGCUGAGCCACAACCAUCAACUUCCCGCGAUUCUGAUAUAGAAACUAACGUUCAUUCUAUGCCGAAGCCAUUGAAAAAGACCACAAUUCUCUCAUCACCGACUGAAUGUGAUGAUGUAGAAAUAGAGGAAGCAAAAGCAAAUGACUCGCAGCCAGUCGAAAAAUCAAAAUCUGGAAAGAGAAAGUUUGAUGGACGUAUUAUUGCAUUCGAUGAUUCGUCUGACUCUGAAUUGGAAAUAAAGACCAAUGCUGAUGAUGCUGAAGUGGCUGAAGUAGGUGACGGGAAAAGACCUCGAUCCGAUGACGAGAAAAAUGAUAGCGUGAAAAAACGUCGUCUGCUGGAUAGUGACGAGGAAGAGGAGCCACUAACGUCUCAAGCUACCAGGCAGAAAAGCAUUAAAACGAUAAUUAGUGACGACGAGGAAGAACCAGCGCAAAACCAACGUAAUCAACACAGGUCAACUCAUAGAAUAAUUAGCGACGAUGAAGAUUAAUCGAAGAGAAGACUCUCGUACCUUUCAAUAUUUCUAUUUCACUCUUUGCUAUGUGUUUUUAUAAUUUGUGAAAAUAAAGGCAACCUACCCUCCACCAUAA
Molecule: messenger RNA, 2137 nt
Organism: Bombus impatiens (common eastern bumble bee)
Lineage: Eukaryota; Metazoa; Arthropoda; Insecta; Hymenoptera; Apidae
Product: protein timeless homolog
Exons: 14
Biological process (GO): DNA repair; DNA replication checkpoint signaling; replication fork arrest
Cellular component (GO): replication fork protection complex
Molecular function (GO): DNA binding
Source: RefSeq, a predicted model, not a curated record